AUGAAUGAUAGUAAGCUUGAGUCGAUGGCUGACCUGCGGAAUGGUAUCCAAGGCAGGGAGAUGCAGCGUCAAGUCAGCUCACUUGACAAGGAGAAGGCCACCUACCAGAGACAGAUGAAUAACGCCAUACAGAAGGCAACACAGAAAUUCAAGCGACGGUUGGGCACCCUGAUGUCGAGCCAGAAGAGGACACGCUCUAAACAUGCCAGGACGGAGGAGAGGACAAAGGAGGAGAAAGAUGACGGCGAAGAUACAAAGAGAGAUAACAUAGAAACCGACAAGACCAGGACUGAACCCAUCCCCCAAUCAAAACGUGAGACCAGGGCCAAUCCAUUCUUCUCGCUGCCUGUAUUACUAACCAAACCAAAAACUCAGAUGUUACUCCGCCGCCGCCGCGCAACAACCUCAGCCGUGCCUGGUCAGCACGACAGCGAACGGCGACUACCGACCCUGGAGCUACAGGGCCACCGUAACCAGCAUCUUCCCAGGCGCGAGUACGGGCCAUACGAGGGACUCGCCUGUCUCACUGUUGUCCAUCCUAUCACCCACAUGGUGCUACAAAACAGCCAAGUUCACCAGACCAAAGUGUCCGAACUGGAUGCAGCAAAGCGGCUGUUCUCUUCGAAGACUACUCGGCAGGUUACUGAGGCUUCAGAACAUAAUAAGAAGGCGGCUAUUCUAGCGGUCCUUGAGGACAAAUCGUCCAUUUCUUUAUCAAAUGACACAAUCGGCGCACCACUCGCAGACCCGUCCAGUACGUCGAGCAGAUCGUGGGCCAAGAGACGUCUCACCAUGGGACACAUCGUGCAGCGAUCAGAUAUCGCGUAUAAAGAUCAGUCAGUUGGCCCUCGUCAGGAAUUCUUGGUGAAUUCGCAAUGA
This is a messenger RNA of Lineus longissimus, 879 nucleotides long. RefSeq lists its product as uncharacterized. The transcript has 3 exons. The record is from RefSeq and is a predicted model, not a curated record. Bases 1 to 879 code for a protein of 292 amino acids. NCBI's taxonomy places the organism in Eukaryota, Metazoa, Nemertea, Pilidiophora, Heteronemertea, Lineidae.